This is a messenger RNA of Suricata suricatta (meerkat), 1461 nucleotides long. RefSeq names its product free fatty acid receptor 3-like. NCBI's taxonomy places the organism in Eukaryota, Metazoa, Chordata, Mammalia, Carnivora, Herpestidae. Gene Ontology annotation, cellular component: plasma membrane. The transcript is spliced from 2 exons. The record is from RefSeq and is a predicted model, not a curated record. Gene Ontology annotation, biological process: cellular response to fatty acid; G protein-coupled receptor signaling pathway. Bases 137 to 1102 code for a protein of 321 amino acids. Gene Ontology annotation, molecular function: G protein-coupled receptor activity.
AUUGCUCAACGGCAAAUGAUGUCAUUCAUCUUUAUCAGUUCUGCCAGAUAAAUAGUUAACUAUACUCGUUCUAGAGGAGUCGCCGGGGUACUGAGAGAAGAGCAGUUGGGUCCUCACAUUAGCAGUGGCAAUCACCAUGGACACCAGUCCGGACCGGUCCUUCCCCCGCGGCAAUCACUGGCUCUCCUUCUCCGUGUACCUCUUCACCUUCCUUGUGGGGCUUCCCCUCAACCUGGCAGCCCUGGUGACCUUCCUAGGCAGGCUGCGGCGCCGGCCGGUGGCCGUGGACGUGCUCUUGCUCAACCUGACCAUCUCGGACCUGCUCCUGCUGAUCUUCCUGCCCUUCCGCAUGGUGGAGGCGGCCAGCGGCAUGCGCUGGCCCCUGCCCUUCAUCUUCUGCCCCCUCUCUGGAUCCCUCUUCUUCACAACCCUUUAUCUCACUUCCCUCUUCCUGGCAGCUGUAAGCGUCGAGCGCUCCUUGAGCGUGGCCUACCCGCUGUGGUACAAGGCCCGGCCCAGGCCCGGCCAGGCCGGCCUGGUCAGCGGGGCCUGCUGGCUCCUGGCUAUCGCCCACUGCAGCAUAGUCUUCGUGAUAGAAUUCUCCAAGAAGGCCACCGACAACAACGGCACCUGCUACCAGGAAUUCCAGAAAGACCAGCUGGCUAUUCUCCUGCCUGUCCGGCUGGAGAUGGCUGUGGUCCUUUUUCUGGUGCCCCUGAUCGUCACCAUCUACUGCUACAGCUACCUGGUCUGGGUGCUCAGCAAAGGCACCAACCACCGGCGGCGGAGGAGGGUGGUGGGGCUUGUGGCAGCCACGUUGCUCAACUUCCUCGUCUGCUUUGGGCCCUACAACGUGUCCCACAUCGUGGGCUACAUCCGGGGGGAAAGCCCAUCAUGGAGAAAUUACGUGCUGCUCCUCAGCACCUUGAACUCUUGCGUCGACCCGCUCGUCUACUACUUUUCAUCCUCUGGGUUUCAGGCUGACUUUCAGGGGCUGCUGAGGAGGCUGAUGGGGGCCUGGAGCCCUUGGAGGCAAGAGGACAGUGUGAAACUGAAGGAGAAGAAUGAGGAGCGGGGCAGCCGGGAGAGCUGUCCGAUGUAGAGGACGGGACGGAGACUCCUGGAGCGCUGUGGAACCCGCUGUCCAGAGGCCUGGUGGGGAGGGCUCUCACGUCGGGCAGGACUGGGGUGCAGGGGGCUCGGGACUGACAUGACCGAGCACAAGGAUGGGUUCACCCAAGCCCGGUUCUCAAUCUCACCCAACUGCCCUUGCUUCCCAUCCCCCACCCCCACUCCUCCCUCUGAAUUCAGCCCUGGGAAAUAGGAGGAGGGCAGGCACCAGAGAAACUGAGCUCCGGGCCAGCUCCUGGGCUUUCUUUAAGGUAAGGGAGGAGUUGGGGCGCUGGGUGGCUCAGUCAGUUGAGCAUCCGACUUCGGCUCAGGUCAUGAUCUCACAGUCUG